Messenger RNA from Bufo bufo (common toad), 2292 nucleotides. RefSeq names its product deuterosome assembly protein 1 (gene DEUP1). Gene Ontology annotation, cellular component: centriole. Lineage: Eukaryota; Metazoa; Chordata; Amphibia; Anura; Bufonidae. The coding region runs from base 160 to 1953 and encodes 597 amino acids. The transcript has 13 exons. The record is from RefSeq and is a predicted model, not a curated record. Gene Ontology annotation, biological process: centriole replication; de novo centriole assembly involved in multi-ciliated epithelial cell differentiation.
GAAUCAAGACUAGAACCUGGCAUGCCUCAAAGAAAUGCAUUUCGACCCUCACCGCCUCCCGUCCCGGCCCAUGGUUGUCAAGGCAACAGUCAGCGUCCUCCAUGUUAAGAACUUCCAGUAAGAAACGGACAAUUGUCGGCCUCCCAGACGCACCAGACAAUGGGUGACCUCUCCUGUGAGACCCAGCUAGAGGAGCUGAUGCACCAGAUCGACAUCAUGGUGAACAGUAAGAAGGUGGAGUGGGAGCAGCAGGUCCUUGCGCUGGAGCAGAGACUCGAGACUCAGGAGCUGGAGCUGACCCAAACCAGAGGCGCCUUGGAUGAAAAAGACUAUGAGAUUGCAGCCCUCUCCAAAAAGCUGGAAGAAGCAGAUAAGAGUCAAUGUGAAACUGUGCAGAACUAUGAGCACCAGCUGGAGGCGCUGAAGAGUCAGCUUUGUAAAUUGAAGAAGGGUUAUGGUAAACUCCAUUAUUAUCAUAUGAAAAACCAUACGAGGGACAGCAUAGACGCUUCUCCAGACCACGAGAAAAGUCAGUCUGAGCUCCGGCGCUUGUCUCAGAAGCUUGAGGAAUAUAAAGAGCAGGCCAGAGAGUGGGAGACCCAGAGGCUGCGGUAUCAGAAUAAUAUGCAGAAGCUAAACGAGCAAAGGAAGGAUCUGCUGGAAAAAUGUGACUCUCUCCAGAAGCAGUCACAAAGCUGUCAGGAGCAGCUCUCGGGCAGGACACGGCUGCAGGACCAGGCAAUUACCAAUAACCAAAGUGAAAUCAGACGGCUGAGGUGCCAGCUCCACGCUUCUCAGGAGACUAUCAUCAGCGGCAGGGUCAUCAUUGAAAAUCUUAAGUCUACUGUAAAAGAAAUCACAUUAAGUAGGAACUUGCUGAAAGACGAGAAUCAGCGCCUCUUGCAGCAGCUGAGGGAUUGUCAGAAGCGAUGCCAGUUUCUUAGAUGUAAGGGUUUAACAACCUCACACAUCAGACCCAUCAGACAACCAAUCUCCUCUUUAUCACUUGACACCCAGAGGAUGGAGAGCAAACUCUUGACGAUUGAACUGCAGGCACAGGAAGACCUCUCGAGGGCUGUGGAGAUGGAUCAAAGGGAUCUGCACACAUUUAUUUUGCAGUAUUCUGAAGAAAAGAAGCUCAGCGCUCAGGAUUCGGACGUGUUCAUGAAGGAGAGGACGCCAAACAGGGAGAAAGUUCAAAAGAGAUUAAAGCUGUCUCUAUGUAAAGAGGAUCAGGAUGAAAAAGAUUUCUCCGUGAAAGAGAGUAGAAACUCCGGCCUUGAAAGGCUGCGGGCCGACGUCUCAAACCUGACUGAGAAGCUUCAUCAGAAGGACAUGACUAUAGCAGCCAUCAGCCAGAAAGUCUCCAGACUGGAGCGAGAGCUGAACUUGAAAGAGCAUGGAGAUGUGCACCAACAGGUCUUGAGAUCAGCAGAAGAGCCCUAUCCCUCACAUGACCCGACGCUGGAACCAGAGGUGGAGAAAGAACUGAAGAACUUUUUCACCGGGCACGAUCUGGAGGUUCUGCAGCCAGAGAUGAUGAAACCUGUUUCCUUGCAUAAAGAGAUUACCAGGAAACUGAGCCAAGGAACACAGAGCAGAUCAAUCGAGGAUGACGAGCAGACCCUGAAGAUGGCGGAUAAUGACACAAAUCAUAAUCUAAGCUGUGACCGCCUGCUACUGGACCAGGAAUGGCCUCAGUUGAAGAGUCCAACUCGGGAUGACCAUCCUGAGAUGGAUUUCAUCGACUUCUCCCUCCUAGUUUGUGAUCAGUCAGGAGACUUUACUGCAGUGCCGGGCCCAGAAGAAUCCUGUGUGUUGGCGGCAGAGCGCUUCCUGCAGGAGGAGAACCGACGAGCCCUGGACUUUGAGAAUCUCUUGAAUUCGCACAUUGAAGAACUGCAGCGAUAUUCUGAGCGCACGGUGAAGAGAUACUCAUCUACGCUACACUGACCACCACCCACCAUCUUCCCGAAAGGGACGGAGUAGAGAAUCCAGCUGUGGUCACGGUUUUCAAGAUCUCUGCUUUUUGUCCUUCAAUAAAAACCCUUAUUGUGUACUUCCACUGGGGUUAUGUGAUGGACACGCCAGAAUGCGGCUCGUUACAGUCCAGUUGUCAGAGGUAUAUGUCUUGUAACGAGCUGUGAUACCCCCUGGCAGUAAAUAAUAAAAGUUCCUAUUGAGUGACAGAAAGCAGAGAUUUUGAAAACCAUGCAAAAGUGAUACAGAAAAUCUACUGUCAAUUGAUCUAACUUUAUCAUUCAUGAUGAAUAACUUAUUUACUAAAACCAG